This is a messenger RNA of Mollisia scopiformis, 1152 nucleotides long. RefSeq lists its product as uncharacterized. The transcript has a single exon. NCBI's taxonomy places the organism in Eukaryota, Fungi, Ascomycota, Leotiomycetes, Helotiales, Mollisiaceae. The annotation marks the transcript as partial. The record is from RefSeq and is a predicted model, not a curated record.
GACCUCUUCGACGAACCACUUCUUGAAUCAGCCGCGGUCAAGAACCUCUGCGCGAACACGGAAUGGAAUCCAAAAUUGCUGUUCACCUGCAAUCGAUCUGGAGGCGGAGUGGGUAAUCUCCGCAACUCGAUCUUGAAUUGCGUUCGUUAUGCCAUUUCUGCGGGAGCGGGGUUGGCUCUGCCAAGAGUGAUACUGCGGGACCCAAACGAUAUCUCGCAUAUCUGGGAAAGGGAGACGAUUUCUUUCGAUUACAUCUUUGACGAGACGCAUUUUGUGGAAUCGUUGAGACUGUCAUGUCCGCAGCUGCAGCUGUUUGAUGAUGCAGAGGAGUUUGCGAAGCAAUCGAGUGAGGAUGCUAUCAGGCUUCUGCCAGAGAGUCUGAUGGAAGAUACACCGACGGGCAUUGCACACCCAGAGGGAUGGAGAGGGAAGUUUUACGGGUGGUUGAGUAAAGAGAGAGAUACCAAUUCACAGGUGGUAGUGGAUUUGGAGCGCUCAUACUUGAAGUAUCCAAUCUAUUCUGAUCUGGAAGGCUUUGUUCUCGACUUUGGCAAGAUCCUGAAGUUCCGCAAGGAGGCGAGAGAGUUGGCUACGACAGUUCUGAAGAACCUCGUCUCGUCAUACGAUCUCAAUGGCAAGUUUGGGGAUGAAAUCUGGAAAGGUUCUUUCUUUGGCGCCCACCUGCGUACGGAGAUGGAUUCUCAAAGAGGAUUCCCUGUCCAAGUAUACGAGUACUCGAAAUACAGCGUCCAAUCACACUACUACCUCGAACAGGCUGCUGCUUCUGGAUUGCCGGUCAUCUACCUUGCAUCAGGGGAUGUCGGCCAACUACAGCACUUCACAAACGACGCACACAAGUUCAACCUCACCGUCUCCACAAAGCAUGAUCUGGUCAGCGGCGAAGAUACGAAACGACUUCAAAGUCUCACCUUUGAUCAACAAGCUUUGGUCGAUUACUUGGUCUUGAUGAAGUCUUCCGAGUUUGCUGGCGUAGGACAUUCGAGUUUUGCUUGGAAUAUUGCUUUGUGGAGACAUCAGUUUGCGAAGCAAAGAGAUCAUCUAAAUGGCCCGCAACUCAUGUCGGAUGAGUUGAGCCAAAUCUAUGGAACGGUGGGCCAAUAUUUAGAGUAUGCGGCUUGUCUUUGGCCUUGA